AAACAGUUGCUGUUGGAAACACCCCCAGAGUGAAGAGGUGUUUCGGAUAAUAACCCAACAAUGAAUGCACAUUUCAUGUGUCAAGAAAGAACGGUUGUUGAAUAAUUUAUUGGGGGUGCUUAGGACUUCAGGUAAACUUGUUACCGACUUACAAUCCCAUUAUUGUAAACUCGGGCUCGGAUCGAAUGGCGAGACAUCCGAUUUCGAUCUGAUUAUUAAGCAGAUCCCAUCAUCCUAAUUGAAAUAUCUGAGUUCAAUUCAUUUAUCUGUCUGUACCAUCCGAGUCUGAAGUAAUCGGAUUGGAUCUCGGGAGGAUCAGCGACGAAUGCUCUUGGAUUUGGGGAGAAGCAAAAAUCUCAGAGUAAAGUAAGCAGUGCUCUUGGAUCUGGCUUUAGAGGCGUGAACAAAUUGGAUUGAAACUCUAGGUUUUAGUUCUAUUUCCUCUCGGAUUGUGGUUGCAGUCAAAGAAGGAGAAUUGGAUAUUGGUCUCUUGCUUUUGGUUCCAUAGAUGGAUAAUAACUAGCAGAAGCAGAUCAAGUGUGUGAAAUACAAUCAAUGGCGAGUGAAAGGCCUGGACCCCCCACUUACCUAGGAAAACCUACCAUCUCACCAUUUCCAGCUGCCCCACAGACAACAAUGCCCUUUCUGUCCUCUGGGCCUGUGGUUGGAUCAGAGGGCACAGGUUAUAGAGCUAACACACCUUCUGGAUCUAAUGGUCCCCCUAUGUCUUCUCCACCAUCAACUUAUGCCUCACCAAAUGUAGGAGUUCAUCAACGUUUUCCCAGCCAACAAUAUCCUGCACCAGUUCAACAGAUAUCCAAUUUACGUGGUCCACCUGCUGGGCAGCCUGUUUUACCCCCACCAGUGCUUCCUUCAGCACAGCAAGUUCUACCUCCACCUGGUUCCUUUCGUCCACAGCCUCAGAUUCCAUCAAUGCCUAUGGGAUCUCCACCUCAAAGUGCCAAUCUUCAGCCACCAAGAGGGAUUGUUCCCAGUUCACCUUUAGAAUCAUCAUUUUCUGCCCCCAGGUCAGCAUUGCAGUCAUCUUUGCAUGGAUAUCCAAGUAAUCAAGCUAACCUGGUUUCACAAGUUCCACCUAUGCAGUCUCCCUCCUUUCUUGCUCCCCAAGGAGGUUAUGUACCACCCCCACCCCUAGCAGCUCCUGUGGGUCUGAGUUCAAGGGAACAAAUGCAGCAUCCUGGUGUGGGACCUCCUGUUGGUGCCAUGCAAAAUUUGGUAGAGGAGUUUCAGUCUCUAUCAGUUGGGUCAGUUCCAGGGUCGAUUGAUCCUGGACUUGAUCCCAAAGCAUUGCCAAGGCCUUUUGAAGGUGAUCUUAUGCCAAAUUCCAUUGCCAAAAUGUAUCCCUUGAAUUGCCAUUCCAGAUAUUUACGGCUUACAACAAAUGCAAUACCAAACUCCCAGUCAUUGCUUUCAAGAUGGCAUUUUCCUCUUGCAGCAGUCAUCCAUCCUCUUGCUGAAGCACCUGAUGGGGAGGAAGUGCCUAUUGUUAAUUUUGGACCAACUGGCAUUAUUCGGUGUAGAAGAUGUCGCACUUAUGUUAAUCCUUAUAUUACAUUUACUGAUGGAGGAAGAAAGUGGCGCUGCAACAUCUGUUCUCUGCUUAAUGAUGUUCCUGGUGAAUAUUUUGCACACUUGGAUGCGACUGGUAGAAGAAUUGACAAUGAUCAAAGGCCUGAACUUACAAAGGGUAGUGUAGAGUUUGUUGCUCCAACAGAAUAUAUGGUGCGGCCUCCAAUGCCGCCACUAUAUUUUUUUCUCAUUGAUGUAUCAGUAUCUGCUGUUAGAAGUGGUAUGCUUGAGGUUGUGGCAAAGACCAUCAAGUCUUCUUUGGAUGAACUGCCUGGAUUCCCCAGAACACAGAUUGGAUUCUUGACUUUUGACAGCACAUUGCAUUUCUAUAAUAUGAAGUCAUCUUUGUCGCAGCCUCAGAUGAUGGUGGUGUCAGAUUUGGAUGAUAUAUUUGUACCAUUGCCAGAUGAUCUUCUUGUCAACUUAUCUGAAUCAAGACAUGUGGUGGAUGCCUUUCUAGAUAGCUUGCCAUCCAUGUUUCAGGAAAAUUUAAAUGUGGAAUCUGCUUUUGGUCCAGCUCUUAAAGCAGCCUUCAUGGUUAUGAGUCAACUUGGGGGGAAAUUGUUGAUCUUUCAGAGUACACUACCAUCUCUUGGUAUUGGCCGCUUAAAGUUACGUGGAGAUGAUCCUCGUGCAUAUGGAACAGAUAAAGAACAUGCAUUAAGAAUUCCAGAAGAUCCUCUCUAUAAGCAAAUGGCCGCUGAUUUUUCAAAGUAUCAGAUAGGAGUAAAUGUCUAUGCUUUCAGUGAUAAGUACACUGAUAUAGCUUCCCUAGGAACUCUAGCAAAAUAUACUGGUGGCCAGGUGUGCUAUUAUCCAGGUUUCCAAUCGAGCAUUCAUGGUGAGAAGUUAAAAUAUGAGCUGGCAAGGGACCUUACAAGGGAGACUGCCUGGGAAGCUGUAAUGCGCAUAAGAUGUGGAAAAGGGGUGCGAUUUACCACUUAUCAUGGACACUUCAUGCUAAGGUCCACAGAUUUAUUGGCACUUCCGGCUGUAGACUGUGAUAAAGCCUUUGCAAUGCAGUUGUCUCUGGAAGAUACAUUACUGACAACUCAGACCGUGUAUUUCCAAGUUGCUCUUCUAUACACAUCAUCUUCUGGUGAAAGACGUAUCAGAGUCCACACAGCAGCAGCACCUGUGGUAACAGAUCUUGGAGAGAUGUAUCGCCAGGCUGAUACUGGUGCCAUAGUUUCUUUGUUUAGUAGGCUAGCAAUUGAGAGAACUUUGUCUUAUAAGCUGGAAGAUGCCCGCAACUCUAUUCAGCAGAGGAUUGUGAAAGCCCUUAGAGAAUAUCGAAAUCUCUAUGCUGUGCAGCAUCGCUUGGGUGGCAGGAUGAUAUACCCAGGAUCACUGCAAUUCUUGCUUUUGUAUGGAUUAGCGCUAUGCAAAUCCAUACCUCUCCGUGGGGGAUUUGCUGAUGUUCAGCUUGAUGAACGCUGUGCAGCUGGUUACACUAUGAUGACUCUACCUAUUGCAGGGCUAUUGAAGCUUCUUUAUCCCAGGUUAAUUCGUAUUGAUGAAUAUCUCCAAAAUGCAUCUGCAAAGAUUGAUGAUUUUGGGAAAUUUUCAAAAUCAUUACCGUUAACCAUGCAAAGUUUAGAUUCCAGAGGUCUAUAUAUUUAUGAUGAUGGGUUUCGCUUUAUUAUGUGGUUUGGAAAAAUGCUUUCAUCUGAUAUUGCUGUUAAUUUACUUGGUGUGGACUUGUCUACUUUUCCUGACCUAUCCAAGGUUAGCCUUUGUGAGCUAGAUAAUGAGAUGUCAAGAAAGUUAAUGGCAAUACUAAAGAGAUUUAGGGCAAGCAACCCUUCCUAUUAUCAGCUGCCCCAGCUUUUAAGACAAGGGGAGCAGCCAAGAGAAGCUUUCUUGCUGUUUGCAAACCUUUUGGAAGACCAGAAUUGUGGAACCUGUGGGUAUGUUGAUUGGAUGCUGCAAAUACAUCGGCAAAUUCAGCAAAGUGCAUGAUAUGGAGUCUAUGAAGGAUUAUAACAAGCACUUUUCUCAGGCAACUAAAUAUUCUAUUGAGAGAAGGAAAAGAUGUCAUGGUACCGGAAAAUGUUUUCAAAAAGAUAUAUGUUAUCACGGAAGACAUGUGAGAAAAAAACUGGCAUGAUAGGGAGGUUAUAUUUGAGGUUGUCCUUGAAUGUACAUUUCCUUGCCCUUGUUAGUGUCCGGGAAGAGGUUCUUUAGAGGUUUCCAGUUUUAGAUGUGGAGGUUGCUGGGUACAAGGAAGCAAGUUCACCAGCAAUAUUUCGUUUUUUCCCUUUUUUUCUUUGUUUUCUCACAAUGAUUUAAACCAGCAUGUAAAAUUAACUUCUUGAUUUUUGUGUUAAAAGUUUACACUGGAACAAAAAGGCUUUAAUUUGGAAUAUUUAUUGUAUUCUUUUAAAGACUUGUUAAAAAAGUUUAAAACCAUCAAUGACAACAGAAUUAUUUUUCUUAUCA
Nelumbo nucifera (sacred lotus) is the source of this 4032-nucleotide messenger RNA. RefSeq names its product protein transport protein SEC24 A-like. Gene Ontology annotation, cellular component: endoplasmic reticulum exit site; COPII vesicle coat. Lineage: Eukaryota; Viridiplantae; Streptophyta; Magnoliopsida; Proteales; Nelumbonaceae. The record is from RefSeq and is a predicted model, not a curated record. Gene Ontology annotation, biological process: intracellular protein transport; COPII-coated vesicle cargo loading; endoplasmic reticulum to Golgi vesicle-mediated transport. Gene Ontology annotation, molecular function: SNARE binding; zinc ion binding.